This is a messenger RNA of Catharus ustulatus (Swainson's thrush), 13523 nucleotides long. It is a transcript of the gene TMEM178B, whose product is annotated as transmembrane protein 178B. The transcript has 4 exons. Gene Ontology annotation, cellular component: membrane. Lineage: Eukaryota; Metazoa; Chordata; Aves; Passeriformes; Turdidae. Bases 879 to 1763 code for a protein of 294 amino acids. The record is from RefSeq and is a predicted model, not a curated record.
CCGGCCCGGAGCCGGGAGCUGCCCGGGGAGCGCAGGCAGCGCGGCGCUCGGCUGCCCGCAUGACAGCGCCCACCACAAAAGCGGGAGAGUGAAUGGCGAGGCUGGCGGGGAGAAGCUGAGGUGUCUCCGAAGCCGAGAUGCCAGCGGCUGUCAGCGAAGUCUGCUGAGGGAGGGACCCGAGCGUGCCCGCGUUCCCAGAGCCAGCCCAGGAGGGGAUGCUUUAACCACGAUUUCCAACAGCAGCGGCAGCAACAACAACAGAUUGCUCCCCCCCGUCUUGCUCCCUCCCUUUCGACCUCGCUUUAAACCCAAGCAAGUGACCGGCCGUCCAGACGAUGAUGCUCUUGCUGAGCCACUGACAAAGACAAGACAAGUCAGCGAUUCCUGAAACCGGGACAACGGGCUGCUUGCAAGUGGGAGAUGUCAGGCUGCUGAACUUUUCUGUCCUGUGAUCGUGCUGUAGUGAGCUUGCUGAUCUGAAAGCCAUCUCUUCUGGAUUUCUGAACGGGCCAGAUUGGAAGAGAUUAAUGGACUGAUCAGCCAUCAGGUCUCUUGAGGGGGAUUCAUCCCUUCAGCCCCUGUCACUCGGGUGCUCGCAGUGAGGGGGUCACUGGUGAAAGGCUCUGUUUCUCCUCACCAGGUCUCCUCUGCAGAGGAGAAGAGGCAGAUGAGACUCCAAGACUGCCUCCAGGGCAGAACUUUGUAGUGCUCUCAGCAUCCCUCUGCAGCGUGGAUGUGAGCCACGGGAGUUGGGGAUGUUUGAGGCAGUCUGUGCCAAGUGACACCUCUAGCAGCUGCUCCGGUGGUUUUUGCGUGGUCUCACCCCCACGGCUUUGCCUGUUGUGAAGAUGUCCAUGGUGUUUCUGUGAAGCUGAGGCAUGGCUGCUGGAAGGUUACUGCUCUAUGCUGGCCUCUCUUUAGCUCUGUGUGCCCUUGGCAUGCUGGCUGUGGCAAUCUGCUCUGACCAUUGGUACGAAACUGAUGCCAGGAAGCACAGGGAGAGGUGCAAGAGCAUCACCACUAAGAGAAAUGAUCCUGGCUUCAUUUAUAACUCCAACAACAACCUGCCUCUCAGGGCCAGCAGGUCUAGGUUGGACCGCUGGGAAGGGAAACUCCUCUUGGCAAGAAACAGGAGGCAGAUCUUUGCUAUGAGCGCAGUCGACGAGUGCAACAGACAGUACAACUCCACCAAUAUGGGGCUCUGGAGGAAAUGCCACCGACAAGGCUUCGACCAGGAGCUGGAGGAGCUGAUUGCCAAAGGAGCAAUUGAGAGGUGCUCGUACAUCAAGUACCACUACUCCUCAGCCACCAUCCCCAAGAACCUCACCUACAACAUCACCAAGACAAUCCGGCAGGAUGAGUGGCACGCCCUGCAUCUGCGCAGGAUGACGGCUGGCUUCAUGGGCAUGGCUGUGGCCAUCAUCCUCUUUGGAUGGAUAAUUGGCGUGCUGGGGUGCUGUUGGGAUCGAGGCCUUAUGCAGUAUGUGGCAGGGCUUCUCUUCCUCAUGGGAGGAACCUUCUGCAUCAUUUCACUGUGCACGUGCGUGGCUGGAAUCAACUUUGAGCUGUCCCGCUACCCGCGGUACCUGUACGGACUCCCCGACGACAUCAGCCAUGGCUACGGCUGGUCCAUGUUCUGUGCGUGGGGGGGCCUGGGCCUCACUCUCAUCUCUGGCUUCUUCUGCACUCUGGCCCCUUCUGUCCAACCUGUCCCCAGGACCAACUGCCCCAAAUCUAGACCUGAGAAUGGGACAGUGUGCUAAAACGAAUAGUGAACGAAUACACACACACACAGAUGUAUAUAUAUAUAUAUAUAUGCCUAUGUAUGCCUAUACAUGCAUAUAUAUGUAUAUAUAAUUAUAACUAUAUAUAAAAUCUCAAAUUAACGCCAGUGCCAAGGUAGAGUUGAGUCCAACGCAGCACUCACAUCUCCACGGGACUCUGUGUUGCUUCAUUGUUUCUCACAGUGAUGGGAAAGCUUUUCUCUCACAUGGCUCUUCCAUCCAACUCUUAACUUCAGCAUCAUACCUUAGAGGUCAAAUGAACCUACAGUUGCACCUACCUACUGCCAUUUGGGAGGGGGAACAGGGGAUCCAUGUGGGGAAUCUGGAACCAGAAUCUGUACAGGACAUGGUGGGGGCAGAGGCGUUGGGGGGAUGACAUAAAAAGCGUGUCCAUUGCAGCCAGAAGGGAAAAUGCUAACAGCAAGCAAAGGAACAAAUGAAGCAUUUGAGCCACUUCAACAACGUACCUCCUCAAGGCCAUUAUGAGAAACCCACCCACGUCCUUUUUCUUUCUUAAAACAAAAUUACAGAAGCCUGUCGUGUCAUUGGUUUUGGGGUUUUGUUGGGUUUUUUUCCCUCCUUAAAAUGAAGAAACAAAAUGGACAGAAUGUGUGAUGAAAAGUAGAAAAGCAUUUUCUCUUUGCCUGCCAAACUCUAGAGAGAAGCCAACAAGUGAAAAUAAUAAUAAUAAAUAAUAAUAAUAAUAAAUAUCUAAGAAAAUAGAACCAGAAAACAAUAAAAAUCUCCAAGAGAACAUCUCAGCGGACUUUCCAACAAUGCGGUUUUAAUCUUCCAGCUGCCUUACAUCCAGGCUUACAACUGAGGCUGAACUGCUAAUGCAAACGCAGCAGAAGGCCUUUUGAAAAUGCUGUGAUACAUGUGUGUAUUACUUUUUCUUCCCUCUUACUUUAAUUUUUUUUUUUUUUUAAACAAAAAAGAAAAAUUUAAAACCUUGCAGUGUGAUUGUCCACUAAGCCAUCCAUGCUGUGUUUGUGGCCCAAGACUGAGGCACCGCCACGGCACCAUCAGGUCUGAGACAGCGCUUCUCCUCUGGUGGAUAUCAGCACGUUGUUUUGGUUUCUUCAUGGAGCUUCUGAAAGUUCAGGAUGGUGGAUCCAGGGGAAGACUGACCAAGGAGAAGGGAGGUUGGGGGGAGGCCUGGUAGCUGUUCUUCCCAGGCAUUUGCUGGAAUGGGAUUUCAUCAAGUUUCCAGUUUGGACGUUUGAGACAACUGGGCAAAAGCCAUUAUGGAGGAGGAAAAGGGAGCUCAUUUCUGUAGAAGAGAAGUAAGAGAUGCCUCUCAUUGUGUUCAUGUAUGCCAAAUAAGACCUUCCCACAUCUUGUCUUUGGAAACUGCCCCGGUUCGCUGGACAUCUCCUCUCUCCAUCUGGGAGAACUGUGUACAGAUGGAUGUGAAAGGGUCAGAUGCAGAGAACACAGAUCCAUUUCCCAUGAGCUUAAGCAUUGUAUGAUGUAACUGUGAACCUGCAAAUGGAACUUUCUCUCUUUUUCUGGUCUUUCUCUUUUUCCUGCUACUCCUCUUCCUAUUGUCUCCUUUUUCCUUCCCUCUGCUCUUCCCAUUGUUCAGGUCAUAGGUCCCAGAAGAGCUAAAGGAACAGCUAAGUUUGGAGAGGUGGGUGAAUGCCAUUAGAGGAAGAAAAGCUGUGAGGACACUGGGUCCUUGCAGAGUACCAGUGGCUGAGGGGAAGGUGGGGAAGAGGGGCCAAGGGUGUAGCCAAAGGGACUCUGAAGAAGGAUGACUGAAUUGCCAUGUGUAAGAGUGAGGUCACCACUGGUAAAUAUGCAGGCAAAGGGAGACAGGACAAAGAAAAAAAUGUCUCCCCAAAACCAAUCCAACUCUUAAUUCAGGGAUAGUACCAGCAAUCCUUUCUUACAUGAUAGCUGCAUGAUAUCAGUCCUCAUUAGUCAAUAAGAAGUCGUCUUCUCCAUCUAAAAUAUCUCACUAGGAGAAGGAGCCUGUGCCUGCUGCACAGAAAUGCAGGUGAUAAUUUCCAGGUCAUGGCAUUUACACAGCUGGCAAGAAAGAGUAUUGCUUGGUUUAAAAAUAUCCAGCUAACAAAUAAUUCUUACACAUGUAUUAACAAUGCUCAAAGAAAUGAAGUUUCUAGAGGGGGUGUUGGAGUAGAGUAGAUUUGAGUUUCUUCCAUUCUUGCUCAGCCACCUAGCUUUUGUUUUCUGUUGUCUACAGUUUCCCCAAACAUGCCAAUGCCAGCUGCUAAGUCAGUGUGUUUCCACUGAAGUGCCAUCCGUGUCAACUGAAGUUUCACAAUUUCAUUUUCCAUUAGAUGUGACCAGAGAAAUUACUUAUUUAUUCAAGUUGAAAAUACAAGCCUUUUGAAGAAGCUUCGUUUUUAAAGAUUGGUUUAUUUAUUUUUUUUUCUGGGAAGGUUUUCAAAUAGAGUGGUUUUGAAAAAGUUUUGAAGUCAUUUGACUGUGCAAGUGCCUACUUGGUAAGGAGGUUGAUGAAUUGCCAUUGAACAGAAGAAGGAAAUUUAAAACAAAAACAGCCUUGGAGAGCUAAAUGAAAGCUGAAUGCAGAAAACCAAUAACUGGAAACCAAAAAAGACCUAUAAAAUUGUUCCUUUCUUCAAAGCUUGAAAAAUUUUGGAAAAAAAGAACAACUUCUUGGUAAGAAAUUAUUAGGAAAAUUACAGCUGUUUAAUUCAAACAGCUUUGAAUGCAAACUUUCUUCCUCCUCUGCAGUGCUGAAUGUGAUAGGAAAGGUGUUUUGUGUAAAUAUAGAUAUCUGGAGUGACACAGGUAAACCAGAGUCACAGAGGUACCUGUCUGGAAUCUACCAUCAGGCCCUGUGGCAGGCAGAGCAGUACAGCAGCUCCUGUGAUGAUGUAUCCUUGUGUGGUCCAUGAGGGUUCACAGGGUGUAUUCUACAGAUACAGUUUUGAAAGAAGUAUAGCAGUAAGAUUUUUUUUUAAAUGAAAGUAUUUUUGCUGUUUGAUGGAUUUUCAAAGGUUUCCUUUUUUUCUGCAGCUGGCAUAAAACCAGUUUUGCCUUGAUGAAGUAUUCCCUGAUGGUGUUGGUUUACAAGCUGUAUAUAAGCCUGUGUGUCUGUCUGUGUGUGGCAGUGGUGGAAGAGGGUUAUGGUUCUUUUUAUUUACAACAGGAAAGUGUUGAUUCUGAAUCUUGGGGCCAGUUCUGUGCUUUUCCACUUACUCUAGCAUAGGGUGUGUAAGGCCUGUGUGGCUAUGAAGCAUCUUAAAAGCUAUGGGAAUGUCUGAAGCAGCAGGUGAUCAUGUCACCUUAAUCUCCAGCUGGAUCCCCAAAAGGACCAUUUGUCCAAACACAGCUCUCAUCAUUGCUUUCAGUAAGGGCAGAACCCCUUUGGGAGAUGGUGAAUUUCCCUCUGUGCUUCUCAAAGAACUGGGAGGAUUCCCAUGUGCUUCCACCCCCUGGACAGGGGGGCACAGCCCCACCACACCUUCUGUGUGCUCAGACUUGUCUUUAGAGCAGGGCUGAUCCAAAAUACAUCCACAUGCAAAUUUGGGAUGGUCAGUGUCUCCAUCUCUCCUGAGCUGAAGCACACUCACAGCUACUCUGAGUUUCUGCAUUUUGGGGGAGGCUUUGAAGUGUCUUUCUGAGCAGAGAUUGAAGCUUUUUUAUGCGUGGUUUCUUAGUUGGAAGAGCAUCUAAUUAGAAAUCUGUUAUCAGUGAUCCCAGCAUUAAGGGGCUUGACCCUGUCCCUCAGAUCUGCUCUGGCCAAGUUCCUAAGCAUGUGCUUUACUUGGGGCAUGUGACUAAUCCCCUUAACUUUGGUUGACUAUUCAUAUGCCUAAAGUCAAGAAUGUGCUUUCCUGGAUGACAUUCAGCUUCCUGCAGAGUCCAGCCCACGCUCUUCUUUUCCCAUCCUUCCCCUGUAGAUAAAGUGACACUCUGUCCCAGCCUGAGCAACCAGUGUGUUCUUGGUCUCCCUUUCUAUGAGGUGGAAAUGCAGGAUCCAUACUUGGCAGGAUCUUUCCCACAUGUAGCCUUUCACCUUGCCCUUCUGGGACACACAACUCUUUGCUCCAGAGUUCACAGAGCCAUUGGAGUGCAGUGAGUGCAGAUAUCCUAAAAGGCCCAUCCUAGGGGUGCAAGGAUGAAUUGGCCCCACCCACUGCAAUCUGCAGGCUGAGGUUUUGUGUGUGGUGACUCCGUUGUGCUGCCCUGUGACUGUAAUGAGUCAGCUGCAGGGGUUCUGCUGUCUGUCCCUACUGGGACACUGUACAUGGGAAGGGACCAUGUGGCAGGAGAACAUGUGUCCUGUAUCCUAUGUACCCUUUAGUACAUCUCCUUCUUCAGGCUGAAGCUGUUUGUGUUUUAAAUUUCCUGACCCAUAUUAGCCGCCUGUAUAUAUCAUCAAUCCCUUCUUCCUCUCUGCAAACAAACAGCUGAUCUUUCCUCAUCAAAACAGUACAGUCCCUCCCAGUUCUUUCUCUAGUUGGGUUUUUUUUUCCUUCUGCCCCAGGAACAGUCACAAGUGGAUCACAAACCACCAGUGACCAGAGAAAUUUCUUUGAAAUAUUGUUUUUGAAAAAAUAGUCAUUACUUCUUAAAAUGUUAUUCCAGCUGCAAUAACAAAUGAAAGGGGGAAAAAAGCAUCCUCAGAGUUCUCUAAAGAGAGGAUCCUCAUCCUCCCAGGAGUGAAUUGUGAGAGUGCAGGUAUUCUGUUUUCCUGUGGAUGCAAGUUAUUUGGGAGCAUUUUUGGCUCUGGCACAUUAGCUGUGCAGUUCAAUGCAUGGUGAAUAAAGCAAAGUUGGUGAAGGAGGGGAUUGAUGUCCAGGGGCUAGCUCAGAUUCCCAAGCAUUCCUGGAAGAUUUACCCACCGUGCAGCACCUCCAAAUCAGGCUCAUCCCUGGAGCCUCACUGAUAAGCAGAGCUCAGAAGAAAAUCACUGUAAUCUGUCCUUAAUUCUUGAGCGCCACGCUAACUGCCAGCAGCGAAAGGGAGGGAAAAUAAUAUGUUACCAAGUAUAGCUUGAAUAAAGACAUGCAUUAUUCGGGCUCCUUCUUCUGUGUGUCUCUACAUUGGCCUACAAGUUCUACAGGAGUGUUCAGGCACAUUUGCACAAACCACCAGUGCAUUUUCUUGCCCCCAGGUUUCCCACUCCUUCAGGGUCCACACCGCUGUGCUCAUCCAGCCAGCAAGGGAAGGCUCAAGGUGAAAAACUGAGACAGCUCUGAGUGAUUGCCAGGUACCAAUGACAGACAAAGAGUUAAAAAUGGGCAUGAAACACCAACAGCACGUAAAGAUUAGCAACAGAUGAAUUUCCAAGGUGAGGAACCAAAGUUCAAAAAAGCCUAAAGUUUGAUUGCUAACUCCAGGCUAGAUCCAUAAAAUCUUGGUUCUGCCAGUCUAAGGCGAAAACUCAAAAAACAGGGUUUAGCUCAAAACUUGUAGUCCACUGCUUCCAGUCAUAUAGUCCACUGUAUUCCAGCCAGGAAUAUAAUGCAACUAUUCCAUAGUCUGUUGAGGUUCAUAGAAAGCUCAGGUGCCUUAGAAAAUAUUUUAGUGCUGUCUCGGUUAACACCGAAAAUGAGAUGUGUGCUUACACACUCAUGAUAUCUCUGGCUUUAGAAAGUCAUCAGAUGCUACCUCCCCUCCCUCCCUGCCAUCCCCCAGUUCAACUUAAGCUUUCCAUCCUUUAUGCCCCACUAUCACCCCAAUCAUACAGCCUUCUUCAGAGCCAUAAUUAUAGACUGCACCAUUUUGACAACAAAUGCUGCUGGUGCCAGAUCUGGAGCCUGAUACAGUGCUGUCAAUUUAAUUGCAGUAUGCCUUGCACAAGUUUAGGAUUUAACUUGAGAAAGAGUCUGGAUGACUGCCUCCAUAGAGGCCACAAGAGGGAAAUUAAAUUCUGGUCAUCCCUAGUAAAGCACUCCAGAAUCACAGAUCAAUUGUCCUUCCCUUGCUCAGGAAGGGAAGACUUUCAAUGAAAAUAUCAGUCUCAGAUAGGUUUUCUCCAGGGGAAAGUGGGAGAGUGAAAAAAAGGAGACCCAACAGCAGUUGCUUCAAAAUUGGUAGAAUUCUGUGAGGGUAAUCCAGUGUCACCCUCAGCAUCAGGAAUUGUCAGUCCCUUCUAGGACUGCACACUUACGCUCUUCCUUCAGUGAUUAACACCCCUGCACAGUGGCAAAAAGUGACUUCCAAAGUUUCCUUGCAUAGGGUGUGUACACAUGGGCACCCUCACUUCCUUCUUUCCUUAAACACACAUGGGCACAUCCCACAUCAUGUGGAUGCCAGGAACCUGCAAAAGUGUCCUAAAUAGAGAGAAAAUACCUAGCAAAAUGCAGCACAGUUGUUCUCCUUUCUUUUAUACUCAACAGCUUCAGCAUCUAAUUCCUCUUCAGACAGUGAAUAAAAAACUAAAUGCUUUGGGUGCCUACAUAUUUUUUUAAAUUUAUGAGCUCCUAAUUUGCUUAAGCUCUCAUGAUGUUUUAUCUCAAGAAGAGUUUUCUUCUGGCUGUAGAGCAUAAAGCUGUAUUUUUUUUUUACAAAGAAUUAUUCAUUAACAAUAUAGAUCAUAAGAAAAAGGUUUGAGUAAUCAGAACAACAAAAGUGCAGCCUUAGACUGUUCAGUUAGAGUGUACUGAAUUAUUUAUAACUCCUGGGCACCAACAGCAAUCACAGAUAUCUAAUUUAAACUGUUACUAUUUUUACUUGGCAAUUUCCAUCACUUAGAGUGUUUAUAUCUAUGUAUUUGUGGUUUGAUCUUUUGCAGGACAAAAUUUCCCCUACUUACACAGAAAAGCAUAUUUAAGAACUUUUGAAGGUAUUUUUGUGCAGUAACUUUAUUUUAAAGCAUUUUGAGGCCUAGUAUGGCAGGCUUUACAACUUUCAAAACUGUAAACUGUAUCUAAAAGGGGCUUGAACUUUCAGUACUUUCUCAAGUAAAAUUCUCUUUGAUUACAGGUCAUGGGGAUCAAGGAGAAAUUUGUUUCAUUAGAAGAUGUAAGACUGGGUCCUAUUUAUGUGUAUAUGUGAUCAGGGGACUUAGGUAUGGGGGCUGCACUUCUAUGUCAGUCCACUUAAGGAUCUUUUGCACAGAUCUUGGAAAAGUCACUCCAACUUUCUACCAAUCUCUUUUUGUAAAACAACAACCAUUAUACUUGUGUGUGGCUGGAAUAAAUCCUUACUAAACCUUGCCCAUAGGCUGACACACAUAUACUUGUAUAGAUGUGUAUAUUUGUAUAUAUAUUUGUAAAUUUAUGAAAAAUGUCCAUAUCUUCAUGGUUGCCUGAAAUAACCUGAGGUUGAUGUACAGAAUUUCAGGCAAAGGACUGUUUCUUUUUCACAAUCCUCAUGUAUCUCAGACUGAAACCAAAACAAACUAAAAAGUACUAUUUCCCAGGAAAAUCCUCAUUUUGCCAUUGCACCAGUUGAGGAGGGGUACCACACUUAGGUCAGCAGCACGCACAUCCACACGUACAUCCAGUCAAAGGACUGGGUCUCAAGGGCUUUUUUUAAGGAAAAGGAAUGGACUGAAAAGGCAAUGGUAGAAUUUCUCUUCAGCAUUAGCUCUCUCAAUUGAUUCUCUUGUCCUUUAUCAGAAGGCCCUUUGUACAGAUGCUGUUCUCUUUAGAUGUACAUUUGGGAGGAGCACCUUUGUGGAUGACACUGAGCCACCAAAAAGCCAGGAUUUUCUGACUGCCUUUGUCCCCAUUAACCUUAGACACUUAACUGAGUUCAUGAUGUUAAUGGGCUCAUCUCCUUUGGCUUCUUGUACAGGUAGUGAAGAGAGACUGUUGCUCACUGACAUCCAAGCUUUAGGAGCUCCUUCUGGCUUCAUGCAAUGACCACUCACCUGUCUUGGGUGAUCCCAAGGUCUUAAAAGAGCAGAAAUCCCGGUGAGGUGAAUCAGGUACCCAGUGCAGAAGAGCAUGCAGUGCAGAUCAGCCAUGUCUGUGUGCUUUGGGUGCGUGGCCUGGGCUCGCCUGUGAAACACAGGUUUUCAUUGUGAAAGCUUGUUGGAACAAAAGGAGAUGUUCACAACAGCCUUCCCCUCCCAAAAUGCACCAUGAUUGCAAAGGAUAGGGCUUGUCCCAACCCCUGGAAAUAGCAUUUGAGGUGAGUGCCUUGUGGUGGCCUCCAGGCACAGAGCACUGUGCUGGAGGUCAGAGGUCUUUGGUCUGAACUCUUCACCUUUCUCUGCCAGUCCUGGGCAUUGCUGAAGCAGUUCAAAGAGUGAAUUUAUAUCCUAAACAUUUGAACAGCUGAGCUGUUCAAAGGUUACUUUUCUUGCUUUAUCCCCAAACUGGCCUGGAAAAGUCAUCUAGCUGGUGUUGAUAAUCAAAAAUUCUCCUCCAAGAUACAGUCUGGGUAGUUUUGUUUUUUUUUUUUUUUAAUGUUAAUAACUGCUUUACAAACAGCUUACAUGGAGAUUAAAGAGAUUGCAAUUUCAUCCCUUAUUGUUGGGAUUAUAGUUGUCCUCAGAAAAACCAAACUGAGAACUCAACAAGAGGAUGAACUGUGGCUAUUAUUCAGAAAUCUGCUCUGACAAGGCUGAACAUACAUCUCCAUCUCACGGUGAGAGUUUCUCAGAGACAAAAUUUGGAACUGCAUAUUGGUAGAGAGUCUAUCUAGAAGGACCAGCAAUUUAAUCUAGUAUUAGAACUUUGGAACUCUUGUAUAGUCCCAUAUAUUACCUGAAUAAAACAAACACAGUCAGAGGAGUGGGGAAAUUAAACUGAUUUCUGAAAACUCUAAGGCUAAGUGAACUUUGGAUCUUGUGCCAAUGUAUGGUCACUACUAUUUGUUUCUACAGCUAAAUUUAAGCCAGUUACUUGACAAUCUUCACCCAUCUCUCAGAACAACUUUAUUUUUGAAAAUACUGUAAAGGUUUUGGUAAGAGGGACUUCAGCUGACUGCAGGGAACUGUAAAAUGAAGACUGAAUACUGUGUACUAGUACUUAAGGAAAGACUUUAGUUAGAAAGUGGAAGACAAAGCUGAGUUCCAGGAAUCAAAUGUUAUUUUUUAGCAUGGUACUACCUUGCCCAAGCUGUAGUGUAUCAUCCUGACAUUCUUCUCCUGUUCCCCCUUUCCCUUUUUUGAGGAGUAAGAUAUAGAUCUCUGUCUCCCUCUCUUCCUCUCCCUCCCUGUGUGUGAGAAUACAGACAUGCUUCUUGUAAAGACAUUUUUUUCUAAAUUUCAUUCCAUACCAGCUCUUGCAUAUGUGACUGUUUUGUUAUUUGAGAUGUCUGUGAAAAAGAAAUAAAGGCUUUAAGAGUGAACUCUGGAAAUGGGGAGGAACUUGAGAAUAUAUCAGAUUUAAGGAUGCAGCACCAUUUUCUGCAAGAUUUUUGAGAAUGCUCCUAAACUCUCAUCCUCACUCUCCUGCCCUCCCUCUCUGUGAGAGGGAUGAGGAAGGUACUGGGAUGUGAGACUCUCAAAGGUUGCUCUUUAACUGUUGACUCACUGUGUCCCACAAGGAUUUUGCAGUUUUUUUCAGAGUUUUAGUGUCAAACAAAACCUCUUUUUAAGAGGUGAUAAAGCCAAUGCACAAUAUUGGGUGGGAGGAGAUUCUAAGGGGUGACUCCAUACCAGCUUGUCUUUGUUUCCCAUUGUUUUCAUGCUUGUCCAGCCAUGCUGGGCUCACUUUGCCAAGGUGUGGCUUGCCAGGAGGGGCCUGCCUGACCUCUCACCCCCUGAUACACUUGGGUAAUGUUGGAUAACUUUCCACUUUCAAAAGAAACCCAUCUCACCUCCGAAUGAAAGCCAUAACCACUCCUGUGACCCUGCCACAGGCUCCAUGGGACAGAGCAAUGCCUGGUAAGGUAAAAUAAUGUGUGGAGCUCUUGGCUCCAGUGUCACCUUCCCCUGCAAGCUCCCCUGCUACUCAUGAACCUCUCAGCCAGUUCAGCACGGGGGUCUGACUCUGGCUCUCCCACUCGUGCCCAUGGGAAAUGUGUGUGGAUGUGCAGAGCACUCCUGUGUGGGGGGCACGAGCGUUGGGUGCAAGGGGCAGGGAGAAACCAGGCACGCUGGACUCCCCACCUUCCACUGGAGAUAUUUGCUCUUCAGGAUUUCUUCUGCCCCAACCACAUGCUACCACGCUGGCCAAAAGUUUUUGGAGGGUUUCCCUUUCUUGACUCUCUCAUUUUUUCCCUAUGAUUUUUUUUUUCCUUGCUCAGAAGAAAUGAAGCAAUUCCCAUAAUCAUCCUUUGAUGAUGAUGAAAGUUGCAGUCAUCACUGUUUCUAAUUGACAGUUUGGGAGGCUUAGGAUAAUAAUUCACUUAAAUGCCUGCAAAUUGAAGUACGUCAGCACUUUCCUAGGACAUUCCCAAGUGAAAUAAUAUGACUGGUACAGGACAUUUGUCAUGUGGGUACAUCUUGGCCAGCUGUUUAUGUUUCCUAUAAGUGCAGUACACACACAUCAAAGCUGGAUUAAGAAAGACCUAGAAUGCCACAACACUCAGGCAUAUUCAGAGAAAUGCAGCAAUACAUCACAUUUAUCUGGCAUAUUUUCUCUAUAGAAAAUUUUCCAAGUGAGAGUCCCAUCAGACCUGUCUGAGGCAGAUAGGUAUUACAGCCAUUUUGGAGAUGGGAAGCCAAAAGCCUGGGGAAAGACUUUCUCUUUAGUGGUUUGAAGCCCCCUCACAAAUUCUGCCAGCUGCAAGGUGGAGCCUUCUCUUUUCAGCACUUUUGAAAACCCAGACAGUAGCUGGGUUUACUCAAAUCUGUGGUGGCUGUAAAUGUGAAACCUGGGAUUAGGACACUCAGGAUCCUGAUUUCUUCAGAGCACUUCCACAGAGCUUUGAUCCCACAAAGCACUUGCCUAAUUUCAAGCAUAAUUUUCCCAUUAAGGAUGCUACUGUCAUGCUUAAAGCUAGGCACAUGCCUAAGUGCUUUGCUAGACUGGGAAUUACACUGAAAUAGAUAUGAAACUUCAACAUAUUUUGAGAAGUCCAAAAGCAUGUCCAUUUCUGAUUAUGAUUUGGGCAUUGUAAAGGAUGUUUGAACUGUGUAUGCAGCUGCUCAGCCAAGUGGAGUACUUUUUUAGCCAACAUACACAGUUUUAGGACUUUUGGGUAGUAACAUCCAGUUGCCAGAAGUAAUAGUGACAUGUCCUGUGAGGCUGGGACCUCUGUGCUGCUCUAAGAGGUGAAGUGGCUCCUGUGACCAUCGGUGCUAACAAUACAUCAACAACCACUGACUAUUUUGUUAGGUUGUUCUGGUGAGAUGUGAGUGUGGUGGCUAAUUUCACAAGUAAUGUGACAUCAAGUGUAUUGUACUUUUCCAUUUCUUCCUGUAAUCUGUCGCAGCAGAGGUGAACAGAAUUUGUUUAAACAUGAAACACCCCCAGUUUUCUUGUUCUGUUAAUCCAAGGUGCUAAUCUGCAGACACACGGGUGUUUGUGUACAUGCAUCAGUGUUUGCAGUUUGUGGCCCUGAAGGAACAUUUCAGUGGCAGGGUUGAGAUCAGGGAACUAGCAGGGAGAGUGAACAAACCCCUAUAAACUUUGAAAGACAAGAGUUGCAGAAAGCAUCACAGGACUUUGCCAAACAACUGGCUACAUCUUACAAUUUCCCUUUUGUUUUGAUUUGGUUUGGUUUUGGUUUUGUUCAGAUUGGCACAGAAUACUGUAUUUCCAUCAGUUAAAAUCUUGUCUGGUAAAUAACUAAACAACUUGUUCAUGGAAAAUUAAAAAAAUAAAUAAGUAAAUUGUCAGUUGUGGAAUGUAAACUGAUUAAACAAAUAAAAAAAUCAUGUUGUGUGUUUUAAGA